This is a messenger RNA of Rhizophagus irregularis DAOM 181602=DAOM 197198, 417 nucleotides long. Lineage: Eukaryota; Fungi; Glomeromycota; Glomeromycetes; Glomerales; Glomeraceae. The record is from RefSeq and is a predicted model, not a curated record.
GUUCAAUAAACUUUUCAAAUAACCAUCUGGCAAAGAAAAUCGAUGAAAUGGUUCCUACGAUCGAGGUUCCUAAAAUUAUGACUCCUGUUAUUACUAGUGUAAUGACUCCUACGAUUGCCGCUCCUACGAUUGAGGUUCCUAAAAUUAAGGAUCCUAUACCUACUAGUGAAAAGACUCCUAACGCACUAAUACCACCAACAGCUAAAACAACGGGAAGCACCAUACUUUUAUGUAGAAAUGUUAUCAAAUUUACUCUUUAAAAACAAAAACAACGGGAGUUUAACAGACAAUUUUGCAUUUAUAUUAAAAUAUCUGCACACGCAAUUUUACACAAGAAUAUCCAUCCUGAUUUAGAUUUAAAAAUCUUUAUUCACAUGGUAAUUAUCUUCUCAAUUGUUCCCACACAUCUAAAACUUG